Molecule: messenger RNA, 855 nt
Organism: Amaranthus tricolor (Joseph's coat)
Lineage: Eukaryota; Viridiplantae; Streptophyta; Magnoliopsida; Caryophyllales; Amaranthaceae
Exons: 2
Coding region: 1-855 (284 amino acids)
Biological process (GO): methylation
Molecular function (GO): methyltransferase activity; nucleic acid binding; enzyme inhibitor activity
Source: RefSeq, a predicted model, not a curated record
AUGCUGAAUCAUGUAACUCAGCAGGUAAGUGACACUAAAAAUCAUAUACAAGGUCUAAUAAGAAACCGUGAAAUUGGUGAUCCCGAAAGACAUCUGCUUAAUAUUUGUGAUCAAAACUAUAAUUUUAUCCUUACAAGUUGGCUUGUUAAUGUUAGAGAUGCCUUGUCAAAACGAAAUUACCCUGAUGCAAGGGAUUAUAUGCGUUCAGUACCGGACAUGGUCGACCAGUGUGAGAAGAGUUUUGCACCACCAGUCACCUCUCCUAUUUCUGCAGAUAGCAAGGCAACCUUUGAUAUUUCUAACGUUACAUUUGAUGUUAUAGUUUUAGCUAUAAAUCCCCCAUUUAUUAACUUAAAUGAUGGUCAAAGCAAAAGCUUAAUCAGCAAGACUUGCAGUCACACAUCUGAUAAUGUUCUAUGUGCUUCAACAUUAAACUCAUACCCAGCAGCAGCUAAUGCUAAAGACAUUGGAGAUUUAGUCGUGAUCAUGGUGAAUCAUGUAACUCAGCAGGUAAGUGACACUGAAAAUCAAAUACAAGGUCUAAUAAGAAACCGUGCAAUUGGUGAUCCCGAAAGAAAUCUGCUUAAUAUUUCUGAUCAAAACUACAAUUUUAUCCUUACAAGUUGGCUUGUUAAUGUUAGAGAUGCCUUGUCAAAACGAAAUUACCCUGAUGAUAGGGAUUAUAUGCGUUCAGUACCGGACAUGGUCGACCAAUGUGAGAAGAGUUUUGCACCACCAAUCACCUCUCCUAUUUCUGCAAAUAGCAAGGCAAUCUUUGAUAUUUCUAAGGUUACAUUUGAUGUUAUAGUUUUAGCUAUAAAUCCCCCAUUUAAUAAAUUAAAUGGUAUAAAUUGA